AGAGCAAAAGCAGAGAUCUACCAGCAAGCAACAUGUUCUCUUUGUUUUUCUGCAGUUGUUUCAUCGCCUUCCUGUCCAUCGGCUCCAGCAGCCAGGGUCAGGUUGACUACACCCCGUAUUCCACCCUGAUGGCCCUUCUCACCGGAAAUGCUGACCCGUCACCUGUCGAAAGCCCGUACAUGAGAAGACUUUCAUCGCCAGCACGACUUUACUAUGCCAAACCUACUGCUGAUUACUCCUCGUAUUACCCAGUGUAUCCACCACAACCAUAUCCCGAAAUGUUUCGCCAACAAGUAUUCGAUCGAAGAUUCCAUCCGGAGGACUCAGACGCUCAAUUCUUCCGCUCUGAUUCGGAUCCUCGUUUUCUCGGAUUGAAAGCCAACGCAUUAAACGGAUUACUAACGUCAUUGAGAGGACCACCUGGACCACCUGGUCCUCCAGCUCCGGCAGCAAUUCCAGCAGGUCCCCCAGGUCCUCCAGGUCCUCCAGGUCCUGCUGGUGCUCCUGGUCCGGAUGGCGCUCCCGGUCCGGAUGGCGCUCAAGGUCCCGAUGGUAAUCCCGGUCCUGACGGUAAUCCCGGCCUCGAUGGUACCCCCGGUACUGACGGUAUUGACGGUACACCUGGAGAACCAGGAGCACCCGGAGAACCCGGACCACCUGGAGAACCAGCACCAGUUAGAGUUUAAAAUGUCCAAACUAUUUCCAAGAACAUUGCAGUUAACUAACAACGGUAAUAAGGCGCCAUGGUUGGGUUUUGGAAUUUCUGUUAAGGGGUUAAAAGGGAUAAGUGAACCAAUAUGAAUCAAUUUCAAAUUUGGUGAAACAUGAAGUUGUAAUUUUUCAAUAUUUACCAAUAAACGAUAUCAAACAAUA
Daphnia magna is the source of this 873-nucleotide messenger RNA. RefSeq names its product collagen alpha-2(IX) chain. The transcript is spliced from 3 exons. The coding region runs from base 33 to 686 and encodes 217 amino acids. NCBI's taxonomy places the organism in Eukaryota, Metazoa, Arthropoda, Branchiopoda, Diplostraca, Daphniidae. The record is from RefSeq and is a predicted model, not a curated record.